Jaminaea rosea is the source of this 2963-nucleotide messenger RNA. RefSeq lists its product as hypothetical. The transcript is spliced from 6 exons. Lineage: Eukaryota; Fungi; Basidiomycota; Exobasidiomycetes; Microstromatales. The coding region runs from base 32 to 2953 and encodes 973 amino acids. The record is from RefSeq and is a predicted model, not a curated record.
CCCCCUCUUCCAUAUCCCUUCGACCGCUGCUAUGGUUGCUCCAUCCACCGGCGAGCGCGUAGCGCGGUCAAGCUUGCCCAGAGGUCGCAAGCUGACUUUCGAAGAGCAUCUCAACGUGGAGGGAUCCGCUGACGAGGAAGCUACGGUCAGCCCCAUCGACAUCGAAUUUCGCGGCAUGGGGGCAGAGGCCACCUCGGAGAGCGACCUCUGGUGGCUCGCAGCUGCCUACUCCCAGGAUAUCGAGCGAUCUCAGCCCGAAGACCAGGACUACAAGCUGCCUCUGCCCAUGGGCAUAGCGCUCCUCCUCCAAGACAAUGGCCAUGUCGAGUCGAUCGUACUUUGCACAUACCGCCGCGUCCUCAUCAUUCGUAUUCGCCGUGCCAUCAGCCGCUUCCAAUCCGAAGAGCUCGAGCUCGACAAGCACGAUGACCUCGCCCGACUGCUGUACUCUGAGCUGCGUGUGGAGCACAAAAAGAUUCAGCUCGUGGGCUUCCAUGCUGCACUCCAGUCCCUUCACAUUCACCGAGCAACGUCGCUGCACACCCGCCUCGUAGACCUCUCCGCAAGCACCAGCGAGGAGGAGAGCAACUAUCUGGGUAGCUACCUACCAGGCUACAUGAGAAUCAAGUCCUCGACUAACUUUGCAGACAUGGCAGAAGAGAUCAACGAGCUCAACGAGAGCAACUUUCGUGAGCCCAGCACCUACGUCGAAGACUUCAACCUUUCGACCUAUUUGCCCAUCGCCAUCGACGCAGUAUCGGCCUUUUGGUACGCCAAGAAGAAUCCUAAAAGCCUCCAACCUGCUACAUCUCCCCUCCUCGAUACGGCCUUCAUCGCUCUCCGGGACCUCGAUCUCGGCGCUCGCCUCGUAGCAGUAUUUCACGCCCAUACAGCCAUGCAGUCCGAGAUGAUCAGCGUCGACUUCAGCACCGUCAAGGCAGACGACAUGAGUGACGACCAGGUCGUCGUCUACAAUGAGCGCUACAGCAAUCGACUUCGCCCCAACCACCGUCAGACCGUUCAACUACGCCUCAAUGACGGGACGACCGUCACGGGUAUCUGCAGGAAGAUGUCAGGCAAACGCAGCUGGGUCCAGAUCAUCGAGGGUCACCGCGACGACAUUCUUGGCCAGAUGAGCGAGAUGAUUGAGAGCAACGGCACCAUCUUCGCCGAGGGAAAGGACGACGCCGACCGUGCUCAACAUCAGGCCGUGGAGUUCUGGUACAAAGUCCUGGCCGAGAAAGUUGAUCGAGACCAGCAACAGGCCCUCGAUCCCAGUGGGCUCUUCUAUCCCUUAUUCUACGGCGCAGAGGCCCUCACCAAAGGCACUCACCGCAAGCAUCGCAAAUUCGGCCCUCUCCACCCCGACAACCGCUAUACGGUCAUUGAGAACUCCAAACUCGACCCUGCUCAGCAGGACGCAGCCACUGCCCUUGCCGGACCCUUGCGAAGUGCAGACGACCGCAUCGUCCUCAUUCACGGGCCUCCAGGUACGGGCAAGACCACCGUCAUCGCUACCAUGUGCCGUCAGUGGUGCGCCUGGGUCAAGGAGAACGAGGACAGCGGUGACCUGCCCGUUCGAGCGGCCCGCAUUGUCGACCCGCAGACCAAGCCCAAGGACUGGGACAGUGAGGACCAUCCAUUGCUCGCAGAACAGACGCAGCGUGCAAUGAACCUCAGGGAGCCUCCUCGUGACUCAAGACGCGACCGUCAGCGUGCAAGGGAGCGCGAGCUCGACGCUCUUGAGGCGAGUACCAACGGCAACGGCAGUGCCAACGGCGAAGGCGACGAGGGCGGCGACGACGCUCGCGCCAAGGAACUGCGUCCCAUCAAAGAGGAGGUCAAGCUCACGCCCGAGGAUGUCAUUCCAUCAUGCUGGAUCGUCUGCCAAUCCAAUGCUGCAGUAAAGAACGUGGCCGAGUCGCUCAAGAAGCAGGAUGUCCCCUUCCGCAUCCUGGUGUCGGAUGGAUACUACGAAGAGUGGCACGCACACAUGUACACGACAAUGUUUGACGAGCUCAUCAUCACCAAAAGCCUUGCGGCUGGAUUGCCUUACUCGAGGGAGCGCUUCGCCCGCUGCCCCAUCGUUUUGUCGACCAUCUCUGGCCUCUCGUCGGGAAGACUCGAGGAGGGAAGGGUCUUUGAGAUGCGUCCCAUCUAUGCGCUGCUCGUUGAUGAGGCUUCGCAAAUCGUGCUGGGCGCCUACCCUCACCUACUCGCCCGCCAUGCAGAGACAUUGGGACGCCUCGGUUUCUUCGGUGACCACAAGCAGCUCGCUCCUCACGGGCACGACACCAUCCCCGGCAUCGAGAGUGCAUUCGAGCUCUCUCAUCUACGCAACAGCUCGAUAUUGCUCGACAGGUGCUACCGUCUCCCCCGCGGCCUCGCAUCCUUUAUCAGCGACGGCGUCUACGAGUCGCGCCUGCAGGCCGCAGGCCCCGACCAGCCUCUGCAGACCACGGUCCGUUUCUUCGACAUCGACAGCGGCCGGGAGGACAAGCGCGCCAACUCCUUCAUCAACGAGAGCGAGGCAGCCGCGAUGCGAGACUUUAUCGAGGCGCACUUCGACGACCACACGCUCGACUUCCGCGUCAUUGUCCCCUACACGGGCCAGAGGGACUACGUGGAGAAUAUGCUCAAGACUGCUGCCCUGCCCUGGAAGGAUUGCGUCUUUACCAUCGACUCUUUCCAGGGGCAGGAGUCAGAGACGGUCAUCAUCUCGUUGGUGAGGGAUGGAAUGGAUAUGGAUGGGCAUACGCAGGGCUUCUUGUCAAACGAGAGGAGGACCAACGUACUGCUCAGCAGGACGAAGAAGCAUAUGUACAUCUUCAGCAGCCGGCGCUUCCUGGAGGGCAAGGGGAGCGACACGCUUGUUGGGCAGCUGGCGGAGCUGGUGGGGGAGAGCGGGUGGAGGAGCCAUCAGGAAUUGGCGGCGGGCAACGGGUUGCUCUAGCUGGGCGAUG